AGUUAGGCGGCAUGAGGGAUAAUGGUGAGUCGUCCGAGUCAGAGAAAAGUUGGGGCUCUGAGGACGAACCUGCCAAUGAACACCCUAGCAGAGUUGCUACACGCGGGAGACAUGUCCCGCCAGUUCAGCAGAUUCAACCCGAAUCGGAACCCAGUAUGGACUGUUCGGAACCAACGACAACAGAUCCAUUAGAGGAGGAGGAGGACCCAUGGUCCGGGGGGCAAGACCCUUGGGCAAAUGGUAGGGAUCCGUGGAGUGGUGGUGGAAGUCAGGGUGGAAGUGCCAAUUCCACGGCACCAGAUCCACGGGAUGGCCAGGAUCGAUUGGCCAAGCCAAAUCCGGGAGCGCAGGCUGGAGAUCCCUGGGACAACGGAAAUGAUCCGUGGUCAAAGGGCAGAACAAAUGGCAAAGGCACAGCGCCUGCAUCGACAGUGCAAGGAAAAGGAACAGGAAAAGAAUCCUCUUCGACAGAGGACCCGUGGACUCGCAAUGACCCGUGGGCGGAGGCUGCAGCAAAGGGGCAGCAAUCACACACAGGGGGCAAAGGAGCACGUCCCAAGCCUCCGCCCCCGAAGCCUCCGUCUUCAGACGGUGAAGAGCCGCAGAAUACACGGUCUCGAACUGCAAGCGGUGUUGGGACCGCGGGCCAAUCUCGGCAGAGAGGAGUUGAUGGGGAGAAGAAAGUCGACUAUCUCGACUACGCGAAGAGGUGCUUUCGACUUGGAGCGGCUCAGAGUCGUUGCUGUGCGGUCGAGGUUCAGCCUAACAAGAAGAUCACCCUACCGGGCUUCCUUCGAUGCGAGUUGGGAGAAACUCUCUUGCUGCGAUUCGUGAGGGAUGACUUCGCACUGCUGGAAGACUUCCCAUCGAAGACAGGCCAAAGAAUGGGGUGGGUUCCUUUGGAUAGCAUGAAGCCGGUGGAGCCGUAUGACUUUCAGGUGAAGGUCGUCAGAGAACCAGGUAGCCGACUGGGCUUGCUUGGUGAAGAACUUGACUUUCCAGAUGAUGUGACAAGAAUCAUGGUCGUGAAGGUGGACGAGCAAUCGGUACUAUCAGCAUGGAAUGACCGGUGUCGCGAGUGCCACCCGAGAGAUCAGAUUCUUCCAGGAGAUUUGAUAAUCGCCGUCAAUCAUAAAACUGAUCUGGAAAGCAUGUUCGAACAGCUUUCCACGGACGGACAACUUCUUUUCCUUGUGCUGCGGCACGAACAACGGCUACAUCCAUCGUGGGCAUCACUUGCGGGCCACGAGCUGGAGUUUUUAGGAAAAGGAGAGAGUCCACCAGGCCGCGCGCAACCAGAGGAAAAACUCUACAGGGAAAUAGAACAAUUCCAAUGACGGGGAGGCCCUGCUUGAAAGCAAGCGGAGAGUAGCUAGCGCGUGCUGUACACUGUACAGUCUGUACAGUCGUACACUGUACAGUCUGUACAGUCUGUACAGUCAUCCCCGGGAUGGCUCGGCUUAUGAAAGCCACAUCUGGCAGAACCCCUCCUGCUGGAACAUCUGUUUAUAUCCAUUAAAUUUGCAUUCCGAACAUCC
Messenger RNA from Cladocopium goreaui, 1538 nucleotides. The record is from the annotation of a GenBank genome assembly. NCBI's taxonomy places the organism in Eukaryota, Dinophyceae, Suessiales, Symbiodiniaceae.